Messenger RNA from Helianthus annuus (common sunflower), 1036 nucleotides. RefSeq lists its product as uncharacterized. Bases 51 to 830 code for a protein of 259 amino acids. The record is from RefSeq and is a predicted model, not a curated record. Gene Ontology annotation, cellular component: chloroplast thylakoid membrane. NCBI's taxonomy places the organism in Eukaryota, Viridiplantae, Streptophyta, Magnoliopsida, Asterales, Asteraceae. The transcript has 4 exons.
UCCAAAUUCAGUUAUCACCCUCCAAUCCUCCACCACCACCACAACCACCAAUGUUCCGUUCCCCACCACACCUCCUCCGCCCCUCUUCCACCCUCCUCCUCCCCCAUUUCUCCCUAAACCCCAACUUCCACCACCUCAAAACCCCCAGAAAACCACCACCCCCAUACCACACCUCCUCCUACCCACGUCUUCCCCCAUUACUAGCAUUACCCGAAGACGGACCCGAAGAACUCCCAUUCUCCGUACCCUCCUUCAUCUCCACCGAUGACGACCCUUCCACUCUCCAAGUCGCCACCAGUCUUCUCCUCACCGGCGCCAUUUCCGUCUUCCUCUUCCGCUCCCUCCGCCGCCGUGCAAAACGCGCCAAACAACUGCAAUUUAGGUCUACGGGAGCUAAAAAGACGCUGAAAGAGGAGGCACUCGAGAGUUUAAAAGCGAUGUCGCCAGUUGAGGGAAAUAAGACUCCGUCUGCCGUUCAGGCGUUGUUGGGAGGCUUAUCUGCCGGGGUUAUUGCGCUUAUUUUGUAUAAAUUUACCACCACCAUUGAAGCUUCUCUUAACCGUCAAACACUUUCAGACAAUUUUUCGGUGCGACAGAUAACGAUAACAAUAAGGACUAUUAUAAACGGGAUAUGCUACCUGGCGACAUUCGUUUUUGGCAUCAAUUCCUUUGGGUUGAUACUCUACUCAGGUCAGCUUGCGCUUAACUCAAUAGCAGGAGAUUCUUCAAGUGACAGAAUCCAGAAACAAGAUGAAACACAACAGAACUCCAGUGGGUCUGAAACAAAAAUCAGUGAUGAAGAUCCAGAUUCAAAUAGCAGUCAACAGUAACCGAGAUGAGAAAGCUAACUUCGAAAAACCAGGUUCCAAUGUCGUGAAUCCUGUGUCUAGUAUACUUGUACACCUUACUUUUGUUUUCAAUGUUCUGUUGAAGGUGGCUAAAAGGUUUCUGAAACAACACAAGUUAUUCUGCAUCUCUAGUUGUAUGUUAUAUGAACAGGUUCAUUUCAUCAAAUGUACCCACAAAUCUGUACAUA